Molecule: messenger RNA, 3426 nt
Organism: Phragmites australis (common reed)
Lineage: Eukaryota; Viridiplantae; Streptophyta; Magnoliopsida; Poales; Poaceae
Product: protein argonaute 2-like
Exons: 3
Coding region: 71-3091 (1006 amino acids)
Biological process (GO): regulatory ncRNA-mediated post-transcriptional gene silencing
Cellular component (GO): cytoplasm
Molecular function (GO): RNA binding; protein binding
Source: RefSeq, a predicted model, not a curated record
AGCGAAGUAGUAGCCUAGAAACCAAUCUGCUCCAAAAUCCAAAACCCUCACCGUUUGAUCGAUCGCUGCGAUGGACUACGAGCACGGCGGUGGGGCGCGAGGCCGCGGGAGGGGUCGCGGUGGCGGGCGUAGGGGAGGCGGCUACGGGCCUCGCGGAGGAGGGGGCUACGGGCAUGACGGAAGCGGUGAGGGUGGAGGAGAAGGAGGAGGCUACAACGGGACCCGUGGAGGCGGAGGCUACCACGGGUCUCGCGGAGGCGGAGGAGGAGGGGGCUAUGGCGCGGACGGGCGCGGUGGGCGUGGCCCUGGCGGUGGCGGUGGACACGCGUACGUGUCAAGCGGUGGGCGUGGCGGGAACGCGUGGGCGACGUCGGGGAGAGGCCGCGGAGGCGGCCCAGGGGAGUACGUCCCGGUGAGGGCGCCUGCGCAGGCGACCACGGCGAGGGGGAUCGCGACCGAGGAUGCGGCGAGCUCGUCGGGGUCCGUCGAACGCAUUGUCUCCAGUGAUUUGGCCAGAGUAGAACCAUUAGCAUCGCCACCAGUUGCCACAUCUCCUGUUGCCCCACGAGUGGCAAUGCGAAGACCUGAUGGUGGAGGCUCAUCAUUUCAGGCCAAGGUCAGACUUUUGGUGAACCAUUUUAUUGUCAACUACCGAGAGGCAUCAACCAUUUUUCACUACGACAUAAACAUCAAGCUUGAUCAAGCUUCCCCUAAGACUUCAAGCAAGGAGCUCUCCAAGGCAGAAUUUCUUUCUGCCAAGGAUGAGCUCUUCAAGGACAACAGCUUUCGGCUGCUUUCUUCAUAUGUUGCUUAUGAUGGCGGAAGAAAUCUAUUCACUUCUGCUCAACUGCCAGAAGGUUUAUUCCGUGUGAGAGUUCGGUCACGGACCUAUAUUGUAUCAGUGGAGUUCAGGAAGCAGCUGGCGUUAAGCCAACUCUCAGAGUUACCUGUGCCUAGAGAGGUCUUGCAGGGUCUUGAUGUCAUUGUGCGUGAGGCCUCAUGCUGGCGCAAGAUUAUCCUUGGUAAGGGAUUUUACUCACAGGACAGUGGUCAAGACAUCGGGAAGGGUGUUGUAGCUCUGAAAGGAACCCAACAGACACUUAAAUACACUCAGCAAGGGCUGAUCCUAUGCGUAGACUAUUCAGUUAUGCCAUUUUACCAAGCUGGGCCAGUGCUAGAUCUUGUUGAGAAAUUAGUGAGGCCCCUAGAUUACAGGACACCACUGAAAAAGUGGCAAAAGGAAAAUUUGGAGUCUGAGCUUAAAGGCCGACGUGUUACUGUGAUUCACCGAAGGACAAAUCAAAAGUACACUGUUCAAGGCUUGACAGACUUGCCUGCCAGUCAGAUUACCUUUGUGGAUGCUGAAUCCGGGCAAAAAAAGAGGCUAGUUGAUUAUUAUGCUCAACAGUAUAGCAAGGUGAUUGAGUAUCAGAUGCUCCCAUGCUUGGAUUUGAGCAAGAGCAAGGACAAACCAAAUUAUGUGCCAAUUGAGCUUUGCACUCUUAUUGAAGGGCAGAGGUAUCCAAAGGCAAACUUGGAUAAGAACUCCGAUAGAAUACUGAAAGAGAAGGCCCUAAUCCCUGCAUUUAGGCGUAAGGAGGAGAUUCUGGACUUGGUGAAUGCUACAGAUGGACCUUGCAGGGGAGAAAUAGCCCAGCGAUUUGGGAUUUCCUUGGAUGUUCAAAUGACAAAAGUCAUGGGUAGGAUCCUUCCUCCACCCAACCUAAAACUCGGCACCUCCAACGGCCAGACCUGCAAAUUCAGUAUUGAUCAGUCCUGCCAGUGGAACCUUGUGAAGAAGAGACUAGUAGAAGGCCGGGAUCUUCAGUGCUGGGGCAUUGUCGACUUCAGUGCACGGUCAUCUCACUCCAGGCAGGAGCCCCUCAAUGGAAACAUGUUUCUUGAAAAGAUCGUGAGGAAGUGCCGUGACCUUGGCAUUCAGAUGAAACCUGAACCAUGUUUUGUGCACCUGUCAGAAAUGGCAGUGCUAUCUGAUCCCAGCAUGCUAUACGAGGAGCUAAACAAAGCGAAGCAGGCUGCAGUGAACAAGAAGCAGAGGCUGCAGCUACUCUUCUGCCCAAUGUCUGAGCAGCAUCCAGGGUACAAGACACUGAAGCUGGUCUGCGAGACGCAGCUGGGGAUCCUGACCCAGUGUUUCCUGAGCCCCCUCGCGAACAAGCCGCAGGGCCAGGACCAGUACAUGACCAACCUUGCUCUCAAGAUCAAUGGAAAGCUUGGGGGCAGCAACGUACAGCUGUUCGACGCGCUCCCACGGGUCAGCGGCGUGCCUUUCAUGUUCAUCGGCGCUGACGUGAACCACCCGUCGCCCGGGAAUGUGGAGAGCCCGUCCAUAGCAGCCGUGGUCGCGUCCAUCGACCCUGGCGCCAGCAAGUACGUGCCAAGAAUCCACGCCCAGCCGCACCGCUGCGAGGUGAUCAAGCAACUCGGUGAGAUCUGCCGGGAGCUUAUCGGCGUCUACGAGAAGCAGAACGGCGUGAAGCCGCAGAAGAUCAUCUACUUCCGUGACGGCGUGAGCGACGGGCAGUUCGAAAUGGUCCUCAACGAGGAGCUGGCGGACAUGGAGAAGGCGAUCAAGGUGAACGGCUACGCGCCGACCAUCACCGUCAUCGUGGCCAAGAAGCGGCAUAACACGCGCCUGUUCCCCAAGGACAGGAAUGAGCCGCAGACCAGGAACGGCAACGUGCCGCCAGGCACGGUGGUGGACACCGGCGUGGUCGACCCGUCAGCGUACGACUUCUACCUGUGCAGCCACAACGGGCUGCUGGGGACGAGCCGGCCGACGCACUACUACAGCCUGAUGGACGAGCACGGGUUCGGGUCGGACGAUCUGCAGAAGCUGGUGUACAACCUAUGCUUCGUGUUCGCGCGGUGCACCAAGCCGGUGUCGCUGGUGACGCCUGUGUACUACGCCGACCUCGCGGCGUACCGCGGCAGGCUCUACUAUGAGGGCAUGAUGUCGUCCCAGCCCCGGAGGAGCGGGUCGGCAUCUUCCUCAUCCACGGGGGAUUUUGAAGUCGGGAGCUUUCCGAGGCUGCACAAGGAUCUGGAGGACAACAUGUUCUUUAUCUGACACCAGCUUUUCACCGGUGUCGUGGAGCAUGGUCUGGUAAAAUUCUUACGGCAGCGCAAUGUCGCAUGUUUUCAACUCUGGUUUCUCGCUGGUGGUGUCGUUUUGUGUGUGUAUUGUUAGUUCUUACUGCAUUUGAGUGAAGGACACGGGUCUAACCAUAUCAUAGGUGUUUGUUUCUGUCACCCCUUUUUCAGUCUGAUGGUCUGGUCUAUAGUCUUUAUUUUUGACAAAACUCAUGUUGAGUAGUACUACGCUACAAUUUAUAGAGUUUGUUACUGAAGACACUGUGUGGCAGUAGAUCAACGAGGAGAAGGGUUCAGUUUUUGAGUUCUGAA